UUUAAAGCACCACAGUUCAAAACGUACAGUUUUGCAGUAAUUUAACGUUGAUUGUCCUUGGAAGGCCGUCCGAUGGCCUUUACAAACGAGGAUUAUUUGCCUAGUAAUGAGGAACUUACAGUUCCAGAGCUUCCACUAACAUCGUCUGUCCUUAGAGCAAGCUCUGUUUACUUUGGAAAAUACUGUGAUAAUGCGUCGAAGGAGUUUAUGUUGUGCGUUUCAGAGGAGAAAGGUCCAAGAAAAUGUAUAAAUGAAGGAAAAGAAGUUACAAGAUGUGGAUGGGAAUUUUAUAGAAAUCUAAAGAAGAACUGUCAAGAGGAAUUUAAUGUGUACCAUGACUGUGUGGACAGAAGUGGUUCCAGUAUGGAUUUAUAUCGUUGCAGAAAAACACAAGUUGUCUUUGACCAGUGCAUGAAAGAAAAAAUGAAUAUGGAAAGGCCACCUAUAGGUUAUUUUUCCCGUGCUAGAAUACAUCAUACUGAAAGAGAAAUGCCUAAGCUGAAAGAACAAGAACUGCCUGAGCAACUUCCAGGGGUAGAAGAUAUCCGAAGACGGCCUAAAAAUGAUCUUGGUACUAAUUAUUCCAACAUGCCAGUAUAAGUUAGACAUGGUUUUUGUGAAUAAAUGAAACACAUGUAAUUAUUUGUAGUUACACUAGUUUAUUUAUAUUUGAAUUAAAAGAAAAAAAUAGCUUCAAA
Messenger RNA from Mytilus californianus (California mussel), 698 nucleotides. RefSeq names its product NADH dehydrogenase [ubiquinone] 1 alpha subcomplex subunit 8-like. The record is from RefSeq and is a predicted model, not a curated record. NCBI's taxonomy places the organism in Eukaryota, Metazoa, Mollusca, Bivalvia, Mytilida, Mytilidae. Gene Ontology annotation, biological process: mitochondrial electron transport, NADH to ubiquinone. The transcript is spliced from 3 exons. Bases 73 to 600 code for a protein of 175 amino acids.